Messenger RNA from Hypoxylon fragiforme, 2204 nucleotides. RefSeq lists its product as uncharacterized. The record is from RefSeq and is a predicted model, not a curated record. Gene Ontology annotation, biological process: mRNA processing. Gene Ontology annotation, cellular component: mitochondrion. The coding region runs from base 588 to 1613 and encodes 341 amino acids. NCBI's taxonomy places the organism in Eukaryota, Fungi, Ascomycota, Sordariomycetes, Xylariales, Hypoxylaceae. The transcript is spliced from 2 exons.
UAUCGAGGAAAUGAUCCUCGAAGCUAAUGAAGUAAGGAACUUGUUCUAAUCGAUAUGAAUCAAAAUAUGACUCAGCAGCUGCUCAAUUGUUUCAAAUUGAAGGCUGUCAGAUGAGUGCCCAGGUGGUGGUCAUGGGAUGAGUCUAGUAUCUAUUUAAGAGAAUUAUGCAUUAAAUGUGCAUUAACCGUGCAUUUAAAGAAGAUUACUGAUCUUUCUUCAAGUGGCCCGUGACAGAUAGACCCCGCCACAUUCCAGAAAAUUCAAGGUUCAAUCAAUCAUCGAUGUUUCAAAAUGUUCCACGGUUCUUUCUUUUGAAAGGAUUUGAUGCUUAAGAAUACGCCUACAGCACGUGAUACACUUGUACAUAGUACAAGCCUGAUAGCACUGCAUCAGCCACCAAAGCCUUAUCUUCCAAUCAGCAGCUAGUUUAACCUUUUCACGGAGGCCAACGGGUGAUCGCAUGCCAUUCCUCCGAAGGUCUUCAAAGUUCAAACCUUCUUUCUACAUUUAAUUAUCUUCACCUUUUCUACCAUAGAAUCAUUCGCCUUCACAACUCCCACCCCCCAUCUCACCUCCCUACGCUGGGCAUGAUGUUGCCCUCAUCGGUGCGGCGGGUUGUCUCUGCUGCACCUCAAUCAUCCCUUUUCUCCAGCCUCGGACAUACCACCGCUCGUACGCCCGCCGCCUUUCUUGUCUGCAAUCCAAACAGCCUGCAGCGACGACGCUAUUCCUCCUCAAAACCCUCCAGCCCUAACGACUCCCCGAAAGGCAUUUCAGAUGGCCAAGUGACAGCUUCGCCAUCCCAGCCUACGAAACAACCUGGCGAGAAGCGAAGGCGCAAGACCAAAGAAAUCAAUGACCUUCAAAAACUUCCUAGCGUUCCCAGCACGCAACAUGUACCACAAGAAGCUCUAGCCUUGUCGACCUUCUUCUCGCUGCAUCGGCCCAUGUCUGUAACCCACAGCUUCCCGAAAACGAUCACAGAUGAUGCGUUUGCCCAAAUAUUUGCCUCUCGCUCAAAGAGUAGCAAAUACAACGAUGUCAUGUCAACCCUCUCAAGAACUGUCGAUGAGCUUGAAGAGCCUAUGCAGAAUAUGAGCCUUGACAACCAAAGCGCCAGCGAGAUUAUCGCGGAUGCUAGCGGUGAACAACUGCACAAGAUCGAGUUGAAAUACCCUGACGGCACCGAAUCGAGUGUUUACGUCCAGCUCAACACCAUGUCUGGCCAGUUUUUACCAUUCCGACCGCCACCAUUCCCGCAACCUGGAAACGCAACCGCGACUUCGGCUAAAGCCGAGCAAGCGGUGGACAAAGCACCGCAACGCCGUAUUUACAAGGCUAUGUUUACGAUUGAGGAGUCAGCCGAUGCGGACGGCCAGGUUCAAAUCACGGCACACAGUCCAAAAAUAGUUGAUGAAGCACCUACACCACGCAGUUUCAUCGAACGCAUGGCUAUUCGCCAGACUCGAUGGCGUGAUGAAGUUCGCGGACAGAACCCCAAUAUGAUGGCCAUCAGUGUGCGACGACAAAGAAAACUAAAAAUGAAGAAGAAGAAGUAUAAGAAGCUGAUGAAGCGAACACGAACGGAGCGACGGAAGCUCGAUCGUGUUUAAAUCCAGUAUAGUUCCCUUGUACAUAAAACCAGAACCCAAUGACCUAGGGCCAACGUGCCCGCACACGCGAAUCUGGGGAAUAAGGCGGGUUAUCAUCAUGCGGUGUAUAGGUCGGAUUAUUUGGGUCAUUUCUUCUCUGGGGUUUCUUCCUCCUAGUUAGAUCAUAUCAUGCCUAUCCGGUUUCUCUUGAAAGCAUCACAUCUGUAAAUACGCCACUACGGCGAUAUCCCAAUCCAAUCUCAUUUUUUUCCUCACGACUCAACUCAUUAUGCACUAUCCUAACUAGGUACUUCAGUGAUGUAUUGGCUUUUCAACCAUCAGUUCGAUUAAUGAAAAAACGACCUCAGCAGCGGCAAGUGCCGUUGUUUGACCAGCUGUAUCGUAGAUCGGUGCCACCUCUACGACAUCCGCACCGAUGACAUCAAGGCCAUUCAAACCAUCAAGGAUUGUGAGCAGUUCUCUCGACGACCAGCCUCCAGGCUCCGGCGUUCCUGUCGCUAUAAAUCAAUCAGUAUCUCAUAUUUCGCUCAUCACCUACGGUGGAUGUGUGCUCAUUGCAACGACUUACCUGGCGCAAAUGCGGGAUCGAGG